Messenger RNA from Priapulus caudatus, 1863 nucleotides. RefSeq names its product probable G-protein coupled receptor 45. The record is from RefSeq and is a predicted model, not a curated record. Lineage: Eukaryota; Metazoa; Priapulida; Priapulimorpha; Priapulimorphida; Priapulidae. Gene Ontology annotation, biological process: G protein-coupled receptor signaling pathway. The transcript has 3 exons. Gene Ontology annotation, molecular function: G protein-coupled receptor activity. Gene Ontology annotation, cellular component: membrane. Bases 256 to 1863 code for a protein of 535 amino acids.
UCCAAUAAUGGGCAAUAUGUCGGAUGUAUUAUAAAAGAUUAUAUUUGUUUUGAUAUGAAAAUUAUUGCUAUCAUAAAAUAUUGACAAGCUGCAUCAUGUUAUCGAACAGGCAGCCUUGCUCACAAGAAGCAAAAGAUGACUUCAUUAUCGGCAUGUUGGAGGUAGAAACUCGGAAGUUCACUUGACCUGUGUGUUUUAUCACACGUAAACGACAACUAGAGGUCAUCUGGAUGAUCUGGCGAUCCGCACUUCACCAUGAAUCGUCCAAAUUCUCGGCCGAAUCCGGUGGACGAUACUGGCAUUUGGCAUAUAGCCUCAAAGCUGCACCUCUACCCCCUAAUCAAUGAAACAAUCACCGAGGCAUUACCAACCGAUGGACAAGAGCAAGACCUCGCAAGCGGGGCCGGUUCUUCCCCUGACGACCGAGCUGCCGGCGGCGGCGUGGGCAUGCUGUUGUCGACGCUAGCGCGAGUCGUCUCUAACGAGGGGAACGCGGAGCGCCAAUCCACCGAUCCGGAAUCCUUCAACCGCUCCGUAGCGAGAGGCGGCGGUGGCGGCGGCCUCGACACGCUGGUGCGGUUCACCCACGUCCUGUCCGCAUCCACUCGCAUCCUGCCCGGCGGUUUUUCCGGGACGGAAAACGACGAUGACGCGACCACCGGCGAGCCGAGAGGCGUCGGCUCGUCACGACCCGGCGGCGGAAGUUUCCUCUACUUGCCGCUAGGUGGCGCGCUGAACACCGCGCUGGAGAACGCGUCGGCGGCGACAAACUUCUCAACCGCGCCGGAGUGGAACGUGACGGCGAUGAAUCUGACAUACGGCGACGACGGCGGGGUCGACGCGGGCGCCGACCUUUCGCGCGCUUCUAAGGUCGUUCUAACGAUCGUCGCCGCGCUGAUGGUGAUCUCCGGCACGCUCGGCAACACCGUCGUCGUGGCGAUCGUGUGCCGGCGUCCCGCGAUGCGCUCCGCCAUCAACCUGCUGCUCGCCUCGAUGGCGCUCUCUCACAUCCUCCUCUCCGCCGUCUGCCUGCCGCUGGCGUCGGUCGCCGUGGCGACGGGCGCGUGGCGGCUCGGGGCGACAGCGUGCGCGGCGCACGCGGCGCUGCGCACGACGCUCGCCGCCGUUGCUGUGGCGAUCCUCGUCGCGAUCAGCAUCGACCGCUACCUCAUCAUCGUGCGCCGCAAGGAGGUGCUGACGCCGCGCCGCGCGAUGGCCAUCAUCGCGUGCGCGUGGCUCCUCGCCGCUCUGCUCGCAAUCCUGCCCGCGAUCGGCGCCGCGGGGGGCUCGGCAGGGGCCGGCGGGAGCUCGGAGUGCCUGCCCGCGGGCGGCGGCUGGCCGCCGGGCGUCGGCUUCUACCUGUACCUGUACGCGUCGCUGACGUUCCUGCUGCCGUUCGUCACGAUGCUGUUCUGCUACGCGUGCAUCGUGCGCACGGUGCGGCGCAGGUUCACGCGCGUGCACGCCGCGCCGGCACCCCGCGGAGUCGUCGUCGCCGCGUCGUCCGCGCGGCAGCAACGACCGCUCGACAUGAGCUUCAAGCGGCGCGCGUUCACGACGAUCCUCGUCCUCUUCCUGCUCUUCUCCGUCUGCUGGCUGCCGUACACCGUCUGCUGCCUCGCGCACGUCACUGCGGCGACAGCGCGCGUCGUCGCGGUGAUGCUCAGCUACGGCAACGCGGCGGCGGCGCCGCUCGUCUACGCGUGCCGCAUCCACAAGUUCCAGGAGACGUGCCGCGAGCUGCUGCCACGGCGGUGGCGGCGGCACCCCCGCGGUGCUCCGCCGCCGGCGGCUGAGGGACGGCGCGUCAACCCAGCGACGGCGUACGAGAUCAAUGGCGGCUGCAAGCAGUCGGCCGUGUGA